Anoplophora glabripennis (Asian longhorned beetle) is the source of this 3002-nucleotide messenger RNA. Its product is annotated as spindle pole body component 110. The transcript has 13 exons. The annotation marks the transcript as partial. The record is from RefSeq and is a predicted model, not a curated record. Lineage: Eukaryota; Metazoa; Arthropoda; Insecta; Coleoptera; Cerambycidae.
AAUAUAUUACAAAAAGAAUGGACAAUCCGACUUCAAGUUUAUUUCAAGGCACCGAUAUUAAAAUAAAUAAUUCUCAGAAUAAUGAGGAAGAGGAGGAUAUAGAGGAUCAAAAACGAAGGAAAGAAGAGUUACAAAAUUUAUUAACAGCAGCUUUAGAUGAUUUUAAUUACGAUGAAAGUACUGUAAAUUCCUCUGCAAAUGUAUCAUUUGAUGAAGUACAGCAAAAUUAUCGACAAGCUUCUAACCCAAACGAACAAUUAAAAGUUUUAUAUGAUGUACGAGUUAGAGAAUUAGACAGUCUCAGAAAAGAGUAUAAUGAGUUUAAAACACAAGCGAAGAAAGAUAUUGAUGGGCUGAAAAAUAAGUUAUUACUGUCAGAAACAGAAAUGAGACAGAUAAAAAUUUCUUUAAAAAAUGUGGAGGAUGUAGUAGUUGAAAAAACUAGUAACAUAAAGCAAUUAAAUGACAUCUUAAAUAGUAAAGAUGUGCAAUUAAAGGAUUACGAAAAGGCUGUUGAAAAUUAUAAAAUUGAAAUUUGUACUUACCAGACAGCUGUAAAUGAACUGCAAUUGAAACUGGCAGAUUCUAGUCCUUUUAGUACAGGAGCAAAACGUUUCAAUUCUGAGGAACUUCAAAAAGCACAUCAAGAACAAAUUGCUAAGUUGGAGUAUCUAUUAGAUGAACAAACAAAAGCAGCUAAAAUCUUGGAAAAAGAAAAGAUGACCUUACAGCAGGAUAUGCAUAACUUAAUAGAACAAAAAACAAAAAAUGAAAAUGAAGAUAACACAACCAUUAAUGCUUUGACGAAAACAGUAGAUGAUGCUCAGCAGCAAUGCAGGAAUCUGUUAGAUAUAGUGGAAAUGUUGACGAGUGAAAAUCGCCAUUUGCAAGAGAGACUCAAUGAAAUUAAUAGCAAUGAUUUUGGAGAAAAUAAUCAAAAAGAAGCUUUGGAUUAUAAUACACUUUUAACACAUACUGAAAAACUGAAAAAGUUAUUGGUAGAUAAAUCUAUUCAGAUAGACACAUUAAAUACAAAGUUAAAAAAUUUUGAAAGUGAUAUGAAGGAAUUAGUAGAAUACAGGCAACUUAAAUGUGAUAUUUACAAAAUGGAAUUUCAACAAUGUGAAAAUAAAGAGCACACUAAAAGUUUGAUAGUAAUGCAAAAUGACCUGCAGAAUUAUAGAAGAACAAUAGAUGACAGAAAUCAACAAAUAUUAACUUUAAAUUCCACUAAUAGAGAUUUACAGGAAAAAAUAGAGGAAAUGCUCCUGCAAACUCGGAAUGACAUUCAAAACUUGUCCCAUAAAUAUAGCUUGCCGCAGCUGGAGCAAAUGACUGAAGAACUGAAAAACGCUGAAGAGAGAGUUAAGGAAUUACAGGAGAAGCUGGACAAAUCCGAGGAAAGAAGACUGUCGCUUAUUCAAAAAUUACAAGAAAGUGAAAAAAGAAUAGAUAACGAUUUUAAAAAAGAGUUGAAUGAUCAAAUAGUGAAUAUAAAAAAUGCAGAAAAGGACAAGCAUAAUUUAGAAAACCAAGUUAAGUCAUUACAAAAAGAUUUAGAGGUCUCUUUAAGUGAAGUAAAAAAUCUAAAACAGUUUUCUGACGAAUUAAUGAGAGAAAACGCAAAAAUGAAAUUGGAUUUAAAACAAGCCCAAGUACAAUUAGAGAAUAUUGAAAGCGUUUCACACCGUGUAUGUGAAACCGAUACUAUAAGAAAUGAGUACGAAGAACUUAAACAGCAGCUAAAUCAGGUGAUGGUCCACCUACAGAAAAGCAAGUCUCAUAAAGAAAAUCCAGAAAUAGUGACCAACUUAGAAAGUGACAUGGAAGAAUUCUUGCUUUCUCUAGAUAGAAGCGAUAUUAGAACUGUAUUUGAAAAUCGAAUCGAACAAUGGAAAAAAUCAUUGGAUGUAAUUAAAACUAUGCUUGGAGCUGAAGCAGAUCAAGUACAAGCACAAUUCAAAGAAACUCUUCAGCAACUGCAAGAAUCAAAACACAAAAUAAAAGCCUUGGAAGACGCUCUAGAAGACAUGACAAACGCGAAAACUAUAGCAGAAGGUGAAAAAUGUACCUACCAGUAUCAAAUUAGGGACUAUGAAAAUCAGCUGGACCAUGCAAGUAAAACUAUUAAGUAUCUAGAAACUGAAGUGGAAGAUUUAACGAAUAAAUUAAGAAAAAAACAAGAAACUGCUGACCAGCUGCACCGCAAUAAUAUUGACAAACUGAGAGAAGAAUUGUCAUAUAAAGAUAAUGUUUUGAAGAUCUGUGAGGAAAAUAAAAACGAAUUAAGCGAUCUUUUACAUAAGACGAAGUUACAGCUCGAAGAGGCUAAAAAAGAAGUUUUAACUUUACAACGUAAACUGACUGACAUGAAUGACAAAGACGUACGACGGAAUCUAGAAAAGGAACUGAAGGAGGCCGAAAAUCACUUAGAGCAAAGCAGAGUGGAAGAGGGGAACGACUGCGAAGGUGAGCACUUCAAAAAAUGCCUUCAAGCAGAGAUACUGAAAAGUGAACUGAAACUGAGGGAAGACUUACAACUAGAAUAUUUAAGAAAAAUGAGGGAUAUUGAAAAGAAAUAUAAACAAGCUUGUUCUGCUACUAAUGAAUUAUAUGAAGAACAAUUAGAAAAAAUGAAAAAUCAAGAAACCCGGUAUCGUGAACACCUUGCUAAAAUUCUGUCAGAAUGUGCUAAAAAAAUUAACGAAUUCGAAAAUGAGAAACAGAGUCUGAUAUCUCAAAUAAAUUAUGUUCAAGCAGAAUAUGUAGACCUUAAAAAGCAUACCCUUAUGAAUGAAGAAAGUUAUAAGCAACUCGUUAAACACAUUCAAACAGAUUCAGAGAAAAAAGUUGAGGAGUGGAAAAGUUGGUCACGACAGUUUGUUAGUAACUGUUUGAAAAUAGAAACAAUUAAUAAAAAAUCUAGGGACAACGUAUUAGCUGGAAUGAAAAAUGUGGAUUCAGAGAUUGCAAUAAUUGAAAAAGCGUAUAAAGAAAAAGUG